Salvia hispanica is the source of this 1813-nucleotide messenger RNA. RefSeq names its product guanine nucleotide-binding protein alpha-1 subunit. Gene Ontology annotation, molecular function: GTPase activity; G-protein beta/gamma-subunit complex binding; G protein-coupled receptor binding. Gene Ontology annotation, cellular component: cytoplasm; heterotrimeric G-protein complex. Gene Ontology annotation, biological process: adenylate cyclase-modulating G protein-coupled receptor signaling pathway. The record is from RefSeq and is a predicted model, not a curated record. NCBI's taxonomy places the organism in Eukaryota, Viridiplantae, Streptophyta, Magnoliopsida, Lamiales, Lamiaceae.
GAUGGAUUGAACCCAUCACCAAACCCUCCUUCCCCUCUCCGCCCCUCUUUCCACGGCCGAUCGCCGCCGCGGCCACCUCCAUUUCCGCCGUGCCGCUGCUACAAGCUCUGGUAUCCGCUCUAUCCUCCGCCAGAUCCGCGUCGCCGUUCGACAGCUUCACCAUUUGAGCUAGGAGCUGAAUCAAACACUGAAAUCCACUCGCCGACGCAUCUCGAGCUGCAGCUGAGCUGGUAUUCAAUUUCCACCGCCGACGUCAUUCCAAUCGGUGCAAUUGGCGAGGAAUGGAGCUGCGUGGAGGUUUGGACGGUGGAAUUGGUGACUGAGCUGGUUGACGGAUUGAGGUCAUAUGGUGUUUGUGUUGUGUGCGUUAAUAGAUAGUAUGGGGUCACUCUGCAGUAGACAUCGGCACAGUCCAGCUGAUCCUGAGGAAAAUGAGCAGGCUGCAGAAAUUGAAAGGCGAAUUGAGCAAGAAACAAAGGCUGAGAAGCAUAUUCAGAAGCUUCUGUUACUUGGCGCUGGAGAUUCUGGAAAGUCCACUAUUUUCAAGCAGAUAAAACUUCUGUUUCAGAGCGGGUUCGAUGAGGCUGAGCUGAAAGGCUACACUCCAGUCAUCCAUGCCAAUGUUUAUCACACAAUAAAAAUAUUAUAUGAUGGUUCGAAGGAAUUAUCUCAAAGCUCAGAAGAUUCCUCAAAGUUCAUCGUAUCUGAUGAAAAUAAGGAAAUUGGAGAGAAAUUUUCAGAAAUUGGUGGUAGGUUGAAUUAUCCACCUCUAACCAAGGAGAUCGCACAUGAAAUUGGAACUCUGUGGAGAGAUAGUGCCAUACAGGAAACAUACGUCUAUGGUAAUGAACUUCAACUUCCAGAUUGUGCUCAAUUUUUUAUGGAAAAUUUACAAAGACUGUCUGAUGCAGACUAUAUUCCUACUAAGGAAGAUGUUCUUUAUGCCAGGGUUCGGACAACCGGUGUUGUAGAAAUCCAGUUCAGCCCAGUUGGAGAAAACAAGAAAAGUGGAGAAGUAUAUCGUCUCUUUGAUGUGGGAGGCCAGAAAAAUGAAAGAAGAAAAUGGAUUCAUUUAUUUGAGGGCGUCUCAGCUGUGAUAUUCUGUGCUGCUAUAAGCGAGUACGAUCAAACUCUCUUCGAGGAUGAUAACAAAAACCGAAUGAUGGAGACAAAAGAACUAUUUGAGUGGAUCCUGAAGCAACCGUGCUUUGAGAAAACUUCAUUUCUGCUAUUUCUCAACAAAUUUGAUUUAUUUGAAAAGAAGGUCCUCAAAGUUCCAUUGAAUUCUUGCGAGUGGUUCAAGGAUUACCAGCCAGUUUCAACUGGGAAACAAGAAAUCGAGCAUGCAUAUGAGUUUGUGAAGAAAAAAUUCGAGGAGCUGUAUUUCCAAAGCACGUCACCUGAUCGUGUUGACCGGGUCUUCAAGAUCUAUAGAACAACCGCCUUAGACCAGAAGCUUGUAAAAAAGACCUUCAAGCUGGUAGACGAGACCUUGAGAAGGCGAAAUCUAUUCGAAGCAGGACUCUUGUGAUGCAAGCUAAACUUCACAAAAUCGACGAAUCAAUGGCUUAAGGAGUUUCCAGGUCACAUAAUUCGAAUCUUUCGAAUGUGGUUAUAUUAUCUGUGAUUUAGUUCAUUUCAUUUCCUCGCUUAAAGACCAUCCCAUUUUUAUUUUAUUACUAUAUUUUUUUUCACUACAACGAUUGACAAAGCACCAUUUGUAUGUUCUUUGUUAUUCAUCAUCUGUAAAUGAGGUGAUCUGGCUGUAAAUCACAUUGAUUUUGCACUUUAUGAUAUGUAUAUUUCUUUGAUA